Molecule: messenger RNA, 6749 nt
Organism: Callithrix jacchus (white-tufted-ear marmoset)
Lineage: Eukaryota; Metazoa; Chordata; Mammalia; Primates; Cebidae
Source: RefSeq, a predicted model, not a curated record
GCAUCUCAUCCCCGGUGAAGAAGACAGAGAUGGACAAGUCACCGUUCAACAGCCCAUCCCCCCAGGACUCUCCCCGACUCUCCAGCUUCACCCAGCACCACCGGCCCGUCAUCGCCGUACACAGCGGGAUCGCCCGGAGCCCCCACCCGUCCUCUGCUCUGCAUUUCCCCACGACAUCCAUCCUGCCCCAGACGGCCUCCACCUACUUCCCCCACACGGCCAUCCGCUAUCCGCCUCAUCUCAACCCCCAGGACCCGCUCAAAGAUCUCGUCUCGCUGGCCUGCGACCCAUCCAGCCAGCAACCUGGACCGUUAAAUGGAAGUGGUCAGCUCAAAAUGCCCAGCCACUGCCUUUCCGCUCAGAUGCUGGCUCCUCCGCCCCCGGGGCUGCCACGGCUGGCGCUCCCCCCUGCCACCAAACCCGCCACCACCUCCGAGGGAGGAGCCACGUCGCCGACCUCGCCCUCCUACCCUCCGCCAGACACGCCCCCUGCAAACCGUUCCUUUGUGGGAUUAGGACCAAGGGAUCCUGCGGGCAUUUAUCAGGCACAGUCCUGGUAUCUGGGAUAGCAAAGGUCUUCUUCCCCUGCCCCUUCUCCAUCGUCCCAGGAAUCCCGGGGGGCAGCACAGCCGGCCCCCGGCCCACGUUUUCGGUGAACAAGGACACCCUGCCGACUCCCAGCCCGGCCGAAAAGACAGAACACACAGACACAAAUGCGCAGGAGGGAAAGAAAGAUACAAAGGAAAAAAGAAGGAAAAAUAAACCCACCCAACCAAGAAGACAAAAGGUAAAGACACGUUUCCAGCUCUCUGGAUGCCGAGGCCGCAGGACUGGAGGGCCAGCCCCGCCACCCCACGGGAGCCCCGGGACAGGGGCGUCUUCCUCAGUCACUCAUCUCUCCGCCUGCUGCUCGGGAAGGACAGACACCCGCCGCCCACCCACGCCCCCGAGGCCCUGACUGUCUGGAGGAGACCAGGUGAGCGCAGCCUGGAGCCUGCACCCAGGGCCGACAGGCGUGACACCCAGCAAGGCCACCUCUCCCGGGGCCCGCACCUCUGCCGGACAUGGACCGGCCCCCUCCCCCAGGACGCAGCUGCUAGGGGGAAGGGAGAUGCUGCGGACCCCUGCUGGGCAGCGGACACCUCAGAGGUGGACAGGGUGGGGCAGGCGAGUGGCGAUGUCCAGGGGGUGUGUGGCGUUUCGUGGCCCUGGCCAGGGGAGGAAGCGAGGCCCAGGCACCUGCUGCCCCUCCAGCGGGUCCUGCCUGCCGUGCGGCCUCCCCACACGCCCUCCCAAAGCGCCGGCCGACUCGAGACAGCUGUCCGGCUGGGGACUCUCAGCCCUCGCGCCCGCCCGUUUGGGAGGAGAAGUCUCUAUGCAAUUGACCCCACCCCGCACCGGAGGCCCCCCACCCCAGCUUGCCCAGCUCACACCCCCAAAGGGAGGGACCCACAUUGCACACACUGUAAGAAAUGCACUUUCCGAGGAAGGGGACGGGGGAGCCGGGACACCCAGAGCUCCCCGAGUUGGGGGGUGCCCGUCUGGAGCCCCCCAUGAGUCCCUGGCGGUGGGAGGUGAGAGCGAGUGGUUUAAGUGCCUGAUUCCCACCACCCGCCCCCCCCUUUGUCCAGCUGGGACACGGAGUGGCCAUGGGCCUCCUCCCCCACCCCUCCAGUCCCCCCACUGGCCCCUCCAGUCACCCCUCAUCGCCGUGUCCCCCUCAGAGCUAGAGAGACGGGGCCCCUGUGCGGCCAAGGGGCAGAGCUGGGCGUCACCUCCCGAGCGUCCUGCCCUCCCCUGCCAGCGCCCCCCACGCCUCCGCUGCCAGUGCCUUACAUUCUGGAGCGACCUCCCUCCCCGGUGCCUCCCAGCCCAGGGGGCCCGUUUGCACUUUCAUCGUCCGCCCCCCGCAGGGGGCUCAGCUGGGAGGAUGCGACUCCCGGCUGGGUCCCCGAGGUGAGAGGAGGCCGGCGCCAGUGGGUCCUCGCUCGGGAUGGGGAGGGCUUUGGGCGGGGCUUCGGCGUCGCACCUCGGGGCCCCCCGCGGCCGUGUAGGGGGCCUUCCAUCUGCUAAGCGUUUUCCGUUGAGCCGCUCCAAAAACACUAAGCUGGGGACGCCAGGUUCCCCCACCCCACCCCCCGGCCCCACCCACACCUCCACCUCCACCCCGGGAUCGCCAUCUUUAGGGGAGGCCUGGGAGGGGGGGUUAGGUGUUUUAGGGCCACCGAGCUCAAACACAAGGACCCCUCUCCCAGCCCACCCCCAACUGACCUCCAUGCCUAGGGAGAAACCCCCCCACCACAGCCCCCACCCAGGGCCAAAGCCAGGGCAGGGUCUCCGGGUCUCACCUGCUCCCAGCCUCACCCCGACCCCCACCACCUGUCCCGAAAACCAGACUCUCCUCCCAAACCAGCCCCAGGGGCUUGGCGAACACACUCGCUCCCAAAGAGAAAGACCCAGGACCCUUCCCUGUCACCCCGAGAGAGGUUCUCCAUCCUCUGGCCUCAAUCCCUUGGUCCGUCCGUCUGUCCUCAGGGCCCUGGCCCCCCUCCACCGGUGGCCCUUGGGGACCAAAGCGUGAGCCGCUCUCCAGGAGGGCGGGUGUGGGCGGGGGGUAGGGUCGUGCUGUUGGAGUAUCUGGAAGCUUCUCAGCCAGGGUGGGGGUCGUGGGGUGCAAGUGGGGGCCAGCCGGGCUCCCAAGGGGUCAGGGCGCAUCGAGAACCAACUCUUUACCUAACUUUGCAUGGUGCUUAGUCAAGGACUCCUGUGUCCUGGCCCCUGAGGUCAGCUGGCGGCGCUGACACAUGCAUGGCAGACGAUACCUGGCUCUAUCUCCCUCCCCCUCGCCCCCCUCCACUCCCAACUCCCUCUUAAAAAAAAAAAAAAAAAGAUACAAAAAAAAAAACCUUAAAAAAAAUUCCAUGUUUCCUAAUUUGCACGAAAUUUUCUACCACAAAAUGUGCCUUGCCUUCCGAGAGUAUUACCUUUAAACAAUAUCAGCGCACACACAUAGCUGCAUGUUCUGCUCGUGUAGUUAAAAAAAAAGACAAAACAGUGACAUGAAAUAAAAAAAUAAAAAUUGAAAAGGGAUGUAUUUCUAUUUGUAAAAAAAUAAUAAUAAUAAAAAUAAAAAAUAAGAAAGUGAGAAUCUUUAAAAAAAAAAAAAGGAAGAAACACCCGGUCCCCUGGCUCCCCUCUGUCCUGUCUCCCCUCCCGCUGUACUCAGGGGCGCCCCCUGGUGCUCAGCCUCUACCACCCCCGGCCCUGCUCUCGGUGCCCAGAGGACAGACCUCCGGGGCUCAUCCUGGUCCCCGGGAAGGUCUCUCCUCUCCGAUUGGUCCUGGGCCAUGGGCUGGCCCCCAGACACCAUUCACUGACCCACUGCAGGCCAUUCCCCCGCAACUGUAGGGCGGCCAGACUCCCCCUCCCCACCUUGCAUGCUGGCGUCCCCCCAGCUCAGGGUCAAAUGCUGUCCUGCUCCCACCUCAGAGGCACCCCCUCUCCCCCGCCCCGUGCACCCCCCCCUUCUUGCCAAAGGACCUGCUUCUCCCCUAUCCGGAGACCACCCUCUUCUUUGUCCCCUUUGCCCUGUCUUCCGUCUUCCAGCUGUGAAUAGGAACGAAACAAAAAAACAAAACCUGAUAUAUGCAAUAUCUGUGUGUCUAUACCCUUGGCCUGGCUCAGCCACCCGAGGCCCCGCCGAGGGUCCGGCAGGGCACAGGGACAGCCAGGCGGCACCGAGUCGCGGGCCGUGGUCUGGUGGCUGACCAUGCUGUUGUCUUGAUUCUUUCUCUUGUUCUUUCUCUUUCUUUCGAACUCCAGCUUCCUUUGCUUUUUUCUUGACCAAAGCUAAGACAAUAGCCAGAUGGUUAGUGGGGCAGCCAGGCAGGGAGGACCCGGGGUGCGAUGCCCCAGCGUUAGGCGGUUCCUGCAGUGCUUGACACCCCCGGGCAUCUCAUGCAGGGACCCACACAGAUGGUCCCCUCCAUUCACCAUUGCCCGCCGUCAGGGUGCCGGGUGGUCUCCACAGCCACCAUCAUACACUCACCCCAUGUUUUCUUCCAAAAAGACACCUCAGCAGUCUCCCCAGGUGACACAGGGAGAGCCCAAGCCCCCACAGCUGGCCACGGCAUUACCGUUAAGAACUGUCCCUCAGCCAGAGAGCCCAGGCUGGCUGUGUGCACCAUCCACGUCGCUGAUGUCCAGCUUUUUUCUUCCCCUCCUGAGCAAAUCGUCUUGCCCGGGACCUGGGAACAACCAGCAGCAAAGGGAAUGGGUGGCACCAUCGCUGCUGGGACCAUCACGUCCCUGCACAGCCCACACCCGGGGCCCAGGGCCCCUGCAGAAGGAAGGCCGGGCGCCGCCCUCCUCACCCCAAGCUUGCAUCCUGGGCUCACUGAGCACCUUUGCUGAGCACAGCAGGGAAACCCAUGCUGGGCGGCACAUUGUGGAUAGCUUCGUUUCUCCCCCCCCCCCCCAUUUCUUGGAAAAGCUACAGGAUCGCCAUAGGGUACAAUUCCUGGGCACCUAGCUGCAGACAGACAAAAACACCAGGAACCAGGAUUCCAUGCCCACCUCUGCAGUUCACAGAAGGGGUGCCUCAUCCCUGGGUGGAGGGCAAGGUGUGGGUUUUGGUGGUGAGUUUUUUUUUUGGUUUUUGUUUUUUUUUACAUGUAUGAAACUGACAUCUUGAACCUGUCCCACCCCCUCCCGAAGCCCCCAUCACCCACCCCUGUGGUGGGCACCACACUCAUGCCAAGCACCCUGGUCUCAUUCUGGGGUCUUAUAGGGAGGCUUCCCAAAUAUAUGCAAAUCGUCUCCAUCCUUUCUCUGGGUGGAGACACUUGACACCAACCGGGGUGGAGAUGGGGCGUGGGGGAGUAGGAAGACCCAGCCCUACUUGACUGCGGGAGGGGGGAUCCGGAGUCCGUCACCUCCAGGUCUGGAGCCCAGGUUCUGACCCCAGAACCCCACCCUGGACUAGACAAUCAGAUCCCAAAGGACGCCAAAGGGAACUCGAUUGGGAGAGCUGCUUAGAAGCCAGACCUGGACCCCCCGCAGCUCCCCAGGCAGCAGACAAUUCCAGCUUCCCUGCCCCAGGACCUUGUGUCCGUCCCCAGCGACAGCAGCGUCCCAGGCACGGACAGACUGGGCUGUAUGUACCCCACUGUCCCUUGCAAGACAGGUCUUGGAGCCAGGAGCAACUGUCCAGCCCUCCAGAAGAGACAGCAAGCAGGCCUCUCCCACCCUGGCCUCCCCAGUGGUUCUUUGACCUCCAGUGUAGGGCUGUACUAGACAGAUAUAUAUAUAUAUAUGUAAUUUUGGAAUUUGUCAUAAUACAAAAAUAUACAGUGGCCCCCUUUUAUCUUGGCCUGGAUUCUCUCUCUGAGACCCCAGACUUCGCUUGCUUUUUGGAGGGCGCUGGGACAUACAUCUCUCAACCCAGCUUCCUCCGCAUCCUCCCGUCUUUCCCCGUUUCUGCCCCAUUGGACACCUCCUGAGUGUCUCACCUCCAGACCUAUACCACUGCCCAUCCGUCGCUCAGUGGUUCAGUGCCUGGGAUCAGUCCACCACCCUCGGCCUCCCCCCAGGGCAAGGUGAGGAGGCGGACCCAAAGCAACGCCAGCAGGACCUGUCGCCAGUGAUACCAAAACAGACUUCCCAAGCAGUGCCUCGCACGUCCACUGGUGUGGCCUUGAGAUUCUCCUGCCCCCCUUUCCCUGGCAGCCCCUCCCCAAGGCCUUGCUCAUACCUGAGGCGGGAAGGAGGAAGGGACCAAGGCCUUGCUCAUACCUGAGGCGGGAAGGAGGAAGGGGAUCCCACAGGAAUAAGGGCUCCAGAGAGGAAGGACGUCAUGCACCCCCAAGCCGCCACCCCCCCCCAGCCUUCCACGCACAUCUGGCCGGAAGAGAACCCUCCGAAAGGGGGAGAGUGGCUGCCCCAGCCCCUCAGCUGCAUCCAUACCCCAUCCUCUCAUCUUGGGUCCCAGCCAGGCCCCCCCAAAACCAAAGUCCCCUCAAGCCUGGGGUCCCAGCCUGUGCCCCCAGCUUCCUGCCCACCCAGCCCUGAGCACCCUCACACAGGGAAAGAAGCAAAGGCUCUGGGGGGGCCAGGAUGGGACAGGUGAUACAGUGGGGGGUCGGGGGGCAGCAGGGAGGAGGGACGCAGAGGACAUUUUCCUCUUUGGGUAUUUUUUUUUUCUUUUUUUUUCUCCCCCCUUGCUGUUUGAGUGCUGUCGCUUUUCCUUUCCUCUUCCCUUUGAGAAGUUCGUUCGUUUCCGUUUUGUAUUUUACUGAUAUUACCAGGAUAGUUUACUCCUAGCGCCCUGCUUACCGCGCACCGGAUAACACACACGCACACACCCACAGAAAUGCUCGUGAACCCAACCCAGAGAAGGUUCCGGCUGGGGCCGCGCCCUCCCCCUCCUCCUGCUCCUCCCGACAGACAGCGAGGACAGGAGGGGGACAAGGGGACACGCGGGCAGACCUGCCGGCCCUCCCCCCGCCCCGCCCCUCACAUGCUCCCAUCAUAACCUUGUAUAUUACGCAGUCAUUUCGGUUUUCGCAGGAGCGCCUACUAAGUACCAUUUACAGAAAGUGACUCUGGCUGUUCAUUACUUUGUUUGUUUGUUCCCUAUGCAAAAAAAAAAAAAAAGAAAAAAACAGAAAAAAGGGGGAUUCCAUAAAAGAUUCAAUAAAAGAUUUAAAAAAAAAUGUAUAAAAAUUAAAACAAGCUAUGCUUCGACUCUU